AGGUUUGGUGCGGGCGGCAAGGCGGGCUAAGGAGGCGCGGAGGGAGCGAAGCGGCCAGGGCGCUGCAGCCGGCGACGUCGUGGCCUCUGCCUCGGCCCUUGGAGCUCUCUUCGCGCCUGGUCUCUGCGCCCUGGGCGCACGGUGGAGAGGAACACGGCGCUGGCCGCCCGCCCGCCCGCCCGCCAUGGAGUCGGCCACUUCCACUGACACCGAGCUGCAGUCCCCGCUCCUCGCCACAGCUUCGGACGCCUUCCCCAGCGCCUUGCCCAGCGCUGGCACCAAUGCGUCGGGGCCGCCGGGCGCCCGCAGCGCCUCGUCCCUCGCCCUGGCUAUCGCCAUCACCGCGUUGUACUCAGCGGUGUGCGCCGUGGGGCUGCUGGGCAACGUGCUCGUCAUGUUCGGCAUCGUCCGGUACACUAAGAUGAAGACAGCCACCAACAUCUACAUCUUCAACCUGGCCUUGGCAGAUGCACUGGCCACCAGCACGCUGCCCUUCCAGAGCGCCAAGUACCUGAUGGAGACGUGGCCCUUUGGAGAGCUGCUCUGCAAGGCUGUGCUCUCCAUUGACUACUACAAUAUGUUCACGAGCAUCUUCACACUCACCAUGAUGAGUGUCGACCGCUACAUUGCCGUCUGCCACCCUGUCAAGGCCCUGGACUUCCGCACACCCGCCAAGGCCAAGCUGAUCAACAUCUGCAUCUGGGUCCUGGCCUCGGGCGUCGGUGUCCCCAUCAUGAUCAUGGCCGUGACCCGUCCCCGGGACGGGGCAGUGGUGUGCAUGCUCCAGUUCCCCAGCCCCAGCUGGUACUGGGACACGGUCACCAAGAUCUGCGUGUUCCUCUUCGCCUUCGUGGUGCCCAUCCUCAUCAUCACGGUGUGCUACGGCCUCAUGCUGCUGCGCCUGCGCAGUGUGCGCCUGCUCUCAGGCUCCAAGGAGAAGGACCGCAGUCUGCGGCGCAUCACGCGCAUGGUGCUGGUGGUGGUGGGUGCCUUCGUGGUGUGCUGGGCGCCCAUCCACAUCUUCGUCAUCGUCUGGACGCUGGUGGACAUCAACCGCCGCGACCCGCUCGUGGUGGCCGCGCUGCACCUGUGCAUCGCGCUCGGCUAUGCCAACAGCAGUCUCAACCCCCUGCUCUACGCCUUCCUCGACGAGAACUUCAAGCGCUGCUUCCGCCAGCUCUGCCGCUCGCCCUGCGGCCGCCCCGAGCCCGGCAGCUUCAGCCGCGCCCGCGAAGCGACGGUCCGCGAACGGGUCACCGCCUGCACCCCGUCCGAAGGUCCUGGCGGCGCUGCCGCCUGACCAGGCUCGGCUGGCCCACUGCGCACCCCUCUGGAGUGACCUGGCCGUCAGACCGAGUUCUAAUGGGGGUGGGGGCCGUGACGCGUAGUGGGGCAAAAGGAGGGGGGCAUAAGAGAGCCUCUAUUUUGGAAAACUUGUUGGGCUUGAGAUCAGGCGGGGGUCCAAGAGAUGGGGCCCCAGCUGUGGGUGGACCUCUGGGGCAGGGAGGAGGGCAAGACGGUGGGGCGGUGCCUUUGGCCCAAGUGGGGAAGGGCUCUGGGCUGGGGGGAGGGAGGAGGAGCUAGCGACUCCCAGGGAGUAGGACCAGUGAGUGGCUCUAGAACUGGUCGGAUAAACAGGGCCUCUACAGUAGGGCAGGGGCUCCACCUUGGGACAGCUUCAAGUUCGAACCCUGAGCCGGUCGUGUCAGUGGAGAUACCUACCUACUGAGGCCUGAAGAUUCCAGGCCCAGGCCCCGGGGGGCGGGCUGGGGGGUGGGGACGGGGGACAGUGG
Molecule: messenger RNA, 1793 nt
Organism: Phyllostomus discolor (pale spear-nosed bat)
Lineage: Eukaryota; Metazoa; Chordata; Mammalia; Chiroptera; Phyllostomidae
Gene: OPRD1
Product: opioid receptor delta 1
Exons: 3
Coding region: 185-1300 (371 amino acids)
Biological process (GO): G protein-coupled opioid receptor signaling pathway; neuropeptide signaling pathway
Cellular component (GO): membrane; neuron projection
Molecular function (GO): G protein-coupled enkephalin receptor activity; neuropeptide binding
Source: RefSeq, a predicted model, not a curated record